Erythranthe guttata (spotted monkey flower) is the source of this 2438-nucleotide messenger RNA. Its product is annotated as flocculation protein. Lineage: Eukaryota; Viridiplantae; Streptophyta; Magnoliopsida; Lamiales; Phrymaceae. The record is from RefSeq and is a predicted model, not a curated record.
UGGCUCAAUUGGUCAAGUUCCUUUGUUUUGCCUCAAUUUAGCACCGUCUAAUGACGUGGCAUCUCUCCAUUGGUUUAAUCGUAGGGCCCAAAAAUAUUAGUGUGACGUGGAGUUGCGGAUCUGAGGCCGAUACUGAACCGGAUUUAAAAAGAACAUUUCACGUCCAAUCUUUGCCUACAAAUAAAACCUGAUCGGGCCCCUUAUCUCUCUAUUUAUUUUCGGAGUUCGGGAGCCUGUGCAGGCGAAGACAUUGUAUUAGGAGAUAAUUCUUCUCUCUAAAUUCUCUCUCUAGAAUUUACCGUCGAUAACAUCAACCAAUUCGCAUUUUAGAAGUUAAUUUGAUUGCGGUUACAGUGAACAAUCCCCAAUUAAUCGAGGAGCUUUUGAUAUUUGAGAGAUGGUUAAUUCCGAUAAACAGCAACCGAUGAACGGCCGACGUACCGAUGAUGUAGAUCGGGCGGAUCAAAUAUCCGACGGCGACGGUCCGGUCAACGUUUCUUCUAGCGGCGGCGAUACGCCGGCGAGCGCGAAUCAAUCGGUUACGCGGAGGUUGAGGGAGAUAUUUGUGGAGGAUGGAGAUGGGGAUCUGCUGCUGCAGAGGAGUGACAGGGAGGACGGUGUUCUGCAAUGGCUUCGCGCAUUGGACAUGCAGGUUAUGGGUGCUUGCCGAGCGGAUGAGAGGUUAAAGCCUAUGCUGAAGCUAAAUGUUUCCACCGGCGUAGCCGAGGACCGUCUGCUGGAUCACCUUAGUCAGCACUUUGAGCCGUCGGAAGUUGGUAUGCUAGCGAGGUGCCUGUGCGUACCUCUGGUUUCUAUUCGGGUUGGAAAGAUCAGCAAACAAGGAACAUUCUUGUCUCCAACAUCUAUAAGGGGAGAUUUAUGUCUCACACUCUUGCCAACUUCUGAUCUGCGCAUAUUAUUCAAUGGGGGUGAUGGUUAUAUGGAGAGGCUGGCAACUUUAAGCACUGAAGCUAAGUUCACUGAUAUAGAAAUUGAAGGGAUCUCUGAAGACAAAUCUGGAAGGUCUUUCUUGAUAAAGAGCUCAGAUAAUGUAGUUUCUUAUUUUUGGUGCUCCGAAAAAUCUAAGCUUUUGGGGGACGAAUUAUUGGGAAAGAUGAAGGAUUUGCUUGUGAGAAAACCUACACUGGGUGAAUUAACCGGAAUAAGUGACUCGCGUCUCAACUGUUUCGCAAGUCAUCUUCGAUCUCAUCUUGCUAGUGGGAACCAGUCAACAGCUUCAGUUGACUCGGCUGAUUUUUCUGAAGUUCGUUUUCCACAAUCGAAGAGUUCGCGUACAAAGAAAAGCCAGAUCUAUCAGGGCGGUUUGAGCCCUAGGCCAAGUUCUUUCAAAGAGGGUCUGCAAAAAAGUUUGUCUUCCUCUAUAAGGAGUGCGGCCAGAGAAAAAUUGAGGCGUCGUGGGGAAGAUUUUGUUUCAUGUGUUGACAGUUUAUCUCUUUCUUCAUCAAAAAGUACCGAUCCAUCUAUUCAAUUUCAGAAAGACACACUUUCUGAAUUGAACGGUACACUCCCAUUUGAUGCAUUGAAUUUGUCGGUCCCCGAAUUACCGUUGUCAAGUCAAGCUCCUUUCACUCCUCACUACUGCUAUUGCCCUCCCGUUACAUCGGCACUACACUACACCAAAGGAAAUCCAAUGCUACCCUUUUCAUCAACUGAACCAUUCUCUCUGCCUCCACUUUCUUCUCUGCUAGCAUCUGCCAGGUCAUCAUCAUCCAGUCUCUUGACUUCUAAACCAUUGCUAAAUCUAGCCGAUCUUCCGCCUCUAGAUUUCCCAAGCUUUCUACCGGAGCCUUUAGUCAGGCUAUCAACUUCACAGCAGCAAUUGAUUCCAACUUUUACACCUUUUAUUUGCGACUCGAUAGUUCAUAUUCCAGUGAUUGAAAUGUGCUCUUCUGGCCAAGGGUAUUUGGUCAGUGCAAGCCCUGCUAUGACUACCUCGAUUCCACCAUUAAACCCAAACGCCGAAUCUGUGCUGGAAAAAGGUGCUAGAGAGACGCUCCACAUGCUCAUUAACAGCUCCAACCAACAACCUAAUCCGCAAUUUCUUGAGGUAUUUCCGAGCAGUAGCAGUAUUUACAAUGGAGACAGAGAUAUGGAUGCUAUCACCAAUAGCAUGUCUACUAUGGGGCUUAUUUUGCUGUCGGAUAAAUCUAUGGGUGGUGGCAGAGAUGAUUUGAUUGAGCAUAACGAGAAGCCUUCUCACUCUGGUUCGUCUGGUUUUGAUGAAGGGAUAGAUUGAUUCUAUAGAAAUAGUGUUCUUUUUUUCUUCCAGUUUGUAGAUUUCAGUUUUUUCCAUGGAAAUUGUAUAUGGGUUGUCGGUUAUGUUCAGGUUUGUAAUUGAAUAAGGGUCGUUUAUAUGUAAUCAUCCAUUUUUUUUGAGAAAAGAAAGGUGAAAGUGCAAGUGUUUCUUUUGUGUUUUA